This is a messenger RNA of Mizuhopecten yessoensis (Yesso scallop), 1375 nucleotides long. RefSeq lists its product as uncharacterized. NCBI's taxonomy places the organism in Eukaryota, Metazoa, Mollusca, Bivalvia, Pectinida, Pectinidae. The record is from RefSeq and is a predicted model, not a curated record. The transcript is spliced from 8 exons. Bases 362 to 1375 code for a protein of 337 amino acids.
CAGUGAAGAACAUACAAAGAAAACAGCUGACUUUUUCCGUGCUCACAGAGUGGAUGAAUCUGUCCGUGGAAGGGACGUGCAUUGCUUAUCACCAGAUCAAUUAAAAGCGUUUAAGUUACUGACAGUACAUGCAGUAAGGAGGUUUGAAGAUAGGAAAAAGCACCAAAACAAAACGAUUGCAAAUAAACUCAGAGAGCAAGACAAAAGGAGACGAAACAUUAGCCAAUCAGAAGACUGGAAGACUGCCCUACAGCAGCAGCAGUUUUUAGAAGCAGAGAAACUGAAUGAUGUCUCUGGUUACCAAGACGAUUGUUUCAACCAUUCGGAAGGUGUGUCCACCCUCUCCACCUGUGGAGAUAGUAUGGCCUUCAUCAGUCCACAGCAUUUCAUAGAGGAGGAGGAGGAGGAGGAGAAGGAUGGUAAUGUCAAAACAGGACUCCAGCCCUGGUUACUAAACAACACGGAGGGUAAGGACCAGGAAAUAGGGCCCACCCUGGAGGACUACCAGAGGCAUGUAGCAUGUGAACAAAAGAAGAAACUGCUAGCUGGGUGCUCCUCAUUUGACGGGAGUUCUGCUAGAUCUGAUAGCUGGUUGCCAUCAGAUGGACAAGCUCUGCACUCUGGUCGUCACCUGAACUCAAAAAAAAAAUUUGAAAAGGAAACGAAACGCUUGACAUUUCUUGGUAAAAGAGCGAAGAGUGAGUUCUUGCACGAGGCAAAUUCUGGAAAACCGACAGCUUCUCAAGGAGCAGAGGCUUCACAGCUCCAUACAAAACUAGUGGUACCUUACCAGAGCAAACGACAACGGUCACAUAACACACUAACCUGUGGAGUGAGCAACACGUCACAGACAUCAUCAAAUAUCACAACUAAUUAUGGCCAUGUUGGGUGCUUGGCAUUAAGUGCUCAAAGAAGUAGCAAGCCAAUCCAAAAUUCUCACAAAAAUAAUAAUGGGAAAACUAAUAGAAACAAUGACAAUCACAGAUAUAAAGGGUUCAUCCCUCCAACAAAUCUUCACCUGUAUCCAUCCAAACAGGACAAUAGUGACGUGAAUAGGGGAUUCUCUCCGCAAGGUCACGGUAUCUGUGACAGAUCGCUUAAUCAAAUGAUAGAAAGUCCUUGUCAAAAUUAUAAAAGAGGAGAUAGUCCUCGUCAAAAUUAUAAAAGUGAACAAACAUCAGAUGUUUUCAAUCAAUGUGAACAAGACAUCACAAGACAAUUAUUUAGUCCAGCUUACAAAAGGAAGAAGGGAGAUAACUCUGUACUGCCUGUCCCAGUGACAAUAAGGAAGUUUGACAAUGCUUUGACAAGUGCAGAGUCUCCAACUUUGAGAACUAGCUUGAUAUCAACACCACUAUUAGAUAAAAAGCAAUGA